AUGGAUUCCUCCAUGGCGUCCUCCAAAGAUGCAGAAGUCAACGCUCUGAUCGAGGACCUGGAGACAAGAAAAUUCUUCUAUGAUGAAGACAUGGCCCAUCAAAUCGACCCCGAGCAGCUUGCCAAGGACGCCGAAGCCAUCAAGCACCUCGAAGAGAAGGUCAAACAACUUCUGGGCGAUGAUAGCCCCGCCGCUGAACUCGGCUCGCAUAUUCCACCCGUGACCCCUCUUCGGCAUCCCCAGGCUGCUAUGUCAUCGCGUACCGUCCCAACCGUACUGUCGGAAGCCGGUACCCCUACUCACCCAGACGCCUCUGCAAGCAAUGGAUAUCGUGUUUCGAGCCAUGUCUCGUCUGCUGAGUCCCUUUUCCCCUCCCAUGCACCUUCACCCUUGCCAAAUCAAGCUGGCCGGAUUUCUGGACAAUUGUCAACAUUACCAGUUGGAUCUCGCAAGCGGCCUCGUGACGAUUCCGUCACAUCGCCUGCCCCCCAAAAGAGGCAGAAUAUGAUCGAACAAUCCAAGGCACGGAUGGACGAGCUCUCCAAUCAACUUGAUACUAAGCUGGUCGAGAUUAAAAGAUUGUAUGAAGCAAAGAAAGCCAAUACCGAAGACCUCCAGCUUAGAGCUACAGCAGACGGCAAGACCUUGGAUGAGGUCCUCCGAGAGCUUGACAUCGAGCAACAAGAAGAUGAAGACCAUCUAAUUAGAGAAAUCAACCUGGAGCGAGAUGGAGCAAUGGCUCGAAAGUUGCAAGCGGAGGAUUUUCUCGAGGACGAUCAGCCAACAGAUUCGACGCACCCGCCGACGGCAACCACUCUGCCCUUUCGAGACCAAAUCUCUCUCGGCCGACCGGACCCUUACUAUGCCCGUGGAUUCCAGCCGGCAUCCUCUAUCUCGAUGGGAUAUGACAACCCCUUUGCCCCAGGACCUUCAAGCGGGGCCUUGCCGGGUCGUCAGUACGUCCUGGAUCGUUCACCGUUUUCAAGUCUACGGCUUGACGAUGACAUCCAGGAAGUGACAGGUGACUAUUUCCAUUCCAGAUUUGGUGGGAGGAGCCAGGGAAUGAGCGCCCAUCCACUUCUACCUCCAAUGCCGCAGUUCCCUUUUCACUUUGGCAGGGGCCCGAUCGAUGUCGCAAUGACCAGCUUGGACGAGACAAAGAUCGAUAUGGAGGACGACGAGAUCGAUGGCUACGACGAACGAGAAUUUCCCAAGGAUAUCAGGAAUCUCAUUCAUGGCAUCAAAGACAUCCGUGAUGCCACGAAUGCGGCCACGGAUGAGACCCCGGAUGCCCUCAAAGUGACUUUGAUGAAGCACCAGAAAAUUGGCCUCAGAUGGAUGAAAGCCAAGGAAGAGAGCAACCAAAGGGGUGGUAUCUUGGCGGAUGACAUGGGCCUUGGAAAGACUAUCCAGGCUAUCGCUCUCAUGACCGCUCGGCCACCGACCGAGUCUGACCGACAUCCGUGUCUUAUUGUUGCCCCAAAAGCCCUCAUGGAGCAAUGGAGACUUGAAAUCCUUCGGCAUGUCAAACCGGGGAAGCAAAAGCUAUCGGUCCUUAUCUUCCAUGACAAGACACGUCGUACCCCCUGGAGAGAUUUAUGUAAAAAAGAUAUUAUCAUCACUACCUAUGGUACCUUGACCGCCAAUCACAAGUAUUUGGUCAAAGCCGAAGAAAUGGAAAAGGAGGGCAAGGAUCCGGAAAUCGCAAAAAUGUACCGUGACCAGGCGUUACUCUUUACUCCCCGGAGCAAGUUUCACCGGAUCAUCAUCGAUGAGGCCCAGAACAUCAAAAACCCGUUGGCGAAGAGCAACAAGGCUUGCUGUGCUAUUGAUGCUACCCAUCGAUGGUGUUUAACCGGCACACCAAUGAUGAACAAGCUGGAUGACCUCCAAGCUCUGCUCAGGUUUCUAAGAAUUCGACCCUACAACAUGAAGGACAGGUUCAAAAGAGACUUCCCUGUUCGCCCUGGCGGUAUGGUAGAAGAGAAGACCAUGAAACAGCUACGUGUGCUGGUCAAAUCCGUUUGUCUGAGACGCACUAAAACAUCUCAGAUUGACGGCCAACCCAUUCUACAGUUGCCGCCGAAGGUUAUCGAAAAGGUUCAUGUCGUGUUCAGCGAAAAAGAAAAGGCGGUUUACAGUGAGCUGGAUGCCAAAACACAGAGACAAAUCACCAGAUACCUUGAUGCGGGAACACUCGGCAAGAACUACGGCCACGUUCUUGUCCUCCUUCUUCGGCUACGCCAGGCCUGCUGCCAUCCUCAUCUACUUGAGGGGUUCAACGACGAAAACUUGGCCACUGUGGCCGGUGUUGAUCUGGUUGCCAAUGCGAAGCUGUUGGAUCGUGCCGCUAUCACAAGAAUGACUGCCAAUUUGAAGGCGGGUGAUGGAGAGCUCGAAGCCUGUGAGAUUUGCAUGGACAGCGCUGGAAAUUCAGUUAUCUACAUCCCCUGUGCGCAUUAUGCGUGCUCUGAGUGCUAUGCCCGCAUCUCCGACCCUGCUGUCCUUGCCCGAGAGAGCACUACGGGAUUCGUCAAAUGCCAGUCCUGCCGUGGACAGGUAGACCCUAACAAGGUCACCGACCUCAAUUCCUUCAAGAAGGCACAUUAUCCGGGUUCACAAGCUGAAUAUGAGGCAAGCAAGCAAGAUAUGCAUUCGGAUAGCGACAGCGAUAGUAGCAACGAGUCCGACAAUCCUGAUAGUCCCGAAUCAAAGGAAGCCCGGAAGAAGUCUCUUGCUGAACUGCGCAAGGCUGGGCUGAGGAACAGCAAGGCAAAGCGCAGGUACCUUGACCGACUUGAGAACGAAUGGAUUCCUAGUUCCAAGAUUGAAAAGACCCUCGAGAUUCUGCAGGCCAAUGAAGACAGGGGUAAGCAGGAGAAGACGAUCGUUUUCAGUCAGUUCACCUCCUUGCUCGAUCUCAUGGAGGUGCCCCUCAGGCGUCGUGGUUGGCAGUUCGUCCGGUUCGACGGUACUAUGAAUGUUGACGACCGUAAUGCAUCUGUCGCUGCAUUCACCGAUGACCCAGAAAUUAAGGUCAUGCUUGUCUCCCUCAAGGCUGGAAAUUCUGGUCUCAACCUCGUCGCUGCAUCGCACGUGAUCAUCUUCGACCCAUUCUGGAACCCCUAUGUCGAAGACCAAGCCAUUGACCGAGCCCAUCGGAUUGGUCAAACCAGAGAUGUAUUCGUGCACCGCUUGUUGGUUGAGGAGACGGUCGAGGAUCGGAUCAUCGAGCUCCAGGACCAGAAGCGUGAGCUGAUCAGUGGUGCCCUUGACGAGGGGGGUUCUAUGAAUGUUUCCCGGCUCAGCGCCGAGGACUUGGCUUUCCUUUUCGGUAUUCAACACGCCUGA
Messenger RNA from Penicillium argentinense, 3351 nucleotides. RefSeq names its product DEAD/DEAH box helicase. Gene Ontology annotation, cellular component: cytoplasm. The transcript is spliced from 4 exons. The record is from RefSeq and is a predicted model, not a curated record. Bases 1 to 3351 code for a protein of 1116 amino acids. Lineage: Eukaryota; Fungi; Ascomycota; Eurotiomycetes; Eurotiales; Aspergillaceae. Gene Ontology annotation, molecular function: ATP-dependent chromatin remodeler activity; ATP binding.